Molecule: messenger RNA, 6159 nt
Organism: Eubalaena glacialis (North Atlantic right whale)
Lineage: Eukaryota; Metazoa; Chordata; Mammalia; Artiodactyla; Balaenidae
Gene: LRP6
Product: LDL receptor related protein 6
Exons: 23
Coding region: 308-5152 (1614 amino acids)
Biological process (GO): Wnt signaling pathway involved in somitogenesis; receptor-mediated endocytosis involved in cholesterol transport; canonical Wnt signaling pathway
Molecular function (GO): Wnt receptor activity; Wnt-protein binding
Source: RefSeq, a predicted model, not a curated record
GCGUGAGAGGAAGAGGCUGAAUGAGGAGCAGCGCGGGGGAAGCGGGGCGCCGGGGGAGGAGGCGGCGGCAUGGAAGCAGACGCUGGCGUCGCGCGAGCCCCGGGCGGAGCGGCGCGGUAGAGAGGGCGGCAGCGGCGGCGGCGGCGGCGCGCGCGGAGCCUUGACGGGCCCCUUUCUUUCUUCUUUCUCGGGAAAGCUGGGAAGCAUGAGCGUGCAGACCUGCCGCUGCGGCGGCCGCCCCGGCUCCUCGCCUCCCCCUCUUCGGGCCGCCCCUCGCCGGUGAGAGGAGCGAACGCGAGAAGGGAAGAUGGGGGCCGUCCUGAGGAGCCUCCUGGCCUGCAGUUUCUGCGUGCUCCUGAGAGCGGCCCCUUUGUUGCUUUAUGCAAACAGACGGGACUUGCGAUUGGUUGAUGCUGCAAAUGGCAAAGAGAAUGCUACGAUUGUAGUUGGAGGCUUGGAGGAUGCAGCUGCGGUGGACUUUGUGUUUGGUCAUGGCUUGAUAUACUGGAGUGAUGUCAGCGAAGAAGCCAUUAAACGAACAGAGUUCAACAAAACUGAGAGUGUACAGAAUGUUGUUGUUUCUGGAUUAUUGUCCCCUGAUGGGCUGGCAUGUGAUUGGCUUGGAGAAAAAUUGUACUGGACAGAUUCUGAAACUAAUCGUAUUGAAGUUUCUAAUUUAGAUGGAUCUUUACGAAAAGUUUUAUUUUGGCAAGAGUUGGAUCAACCUAGAGCUAUUGCCUUAGAUCCUUCAAGUGGGUUCAUGUACUGGACAGACUGGGGAGAAGUACCAAAGAUAGAACGUGCUGGAAUGGAUGGUUCAAGUCGCUUCAUUAUAAUAAACACUGAAAUUUACUGGCCAAAUGGACUGACUUUGGAUUAUGAGGAACGGAAGCUUUAUUGGGCAGACGCAAAACUUAAUUUCAUCCACAGAUCAAAUCUGGAUGGAACAAAUCGGCAGGCGGUGGUUAAAGGUUCCCUUCCACAUCCUUUUGCCUUGACGUUAUUUGAGGACACAUUGUACUGGACUGACUGGAAUACACACUCCAUUUUGGCUUGCAACAAGUACACUGGCGAGGGUCUGCGUGAAAUCCAUUCUAACAUCUUUUCUCCCAUGGAUAUACAUGCCUUCAGCCAGCAGAGGCAGCCAAAUGCUACAAAUCCAUGUGGAAUUGAUAAUGGUGGUUGUUCCCACUUGUGUUUGAUGUCUCCAGUCAAGCCUUUUUAUCAGUGUGCUUGCCCAACUGGGGUUAAACUCCUGGAGAAUGGAAAAACCUGCAAAGAUGGUGCCACUGAAUUACUGCUUUUAGCCCGAAGGACAGAUUUGAGACGAAUUUCUUUGGAUACACCAGAUUUCACAGACAUUGUUCUACAGUUGGAAGACAUCCGUCAUGCCAUUGCCAUAGAUUAUGAUCCUGUGGAAGGCUAUAUCUACUGGACUGAUGAUGAAGUGAGGGCCAUACGCCGCUCAUUCAUAGAUGGAUCUGGCAGUCAGUUUGUGGUCACUGCUCAAAUCGCCCAUCCUGAUGGUAUUGCUGUUGAUUGGGUUGCCCGAAAUCUUUAUUGGACAGACACUGGCACUGAUCGGAUAGAAGUGACAAGGCUCAACGGGACCAUGAGGAAGAUCUUGAUUUCAGAGGACUUAGAGGAACCCCGGGCUAUUGUGUUAGAUCCCAUGGUUGGGUACAUGUAUUGGACUGACUGGGGAGAAAUCCCGAAAAUUGAGCGAGCAGCUCUGGAUGGUUCUGAUCGAGUAGUGUUGGUUAACACUUCUCUUGGUUGGCCAAAUGGUUUAGCCUUGGAUUAUGAUGAAGGCAAAAUAUACUGGGGAGAUGCCAAAACAGACAAAAUUGAGGUUAUGAAUACCGAUGGGACUGGGAGACGAGUGCUAGUGGAAGACAAAAUUCCCCACAUAUUUGGGUUUACUUUGUUGGGUGACUAUGUUUACUGGACUGACUGGCAGAGGCGUAGCAUCGAAAGAGUACACAAACGAAGUGCAGAGCGGGAAAUCAUCAUAGACCAGCUCCCUGACCUCAUGGGCCUGAAGGCCACAAAUGUUCAUCGAAUCAUUGGUUCCAACCCCUGCGCUGAGGAGAAUGGGGGAUGCAGCCAUCUCUGCCUCUAUAGACCUCAGGGCCUUCGCUGUGCCUGCCCCAUUGGCUUUGAACUCAUCAGUGACAUGAAGACCUGCAUUGUCCCAGAGGCUUUCCUUUUGUUUUCACGGAGGGCAGAUAUCAGGAGAAUUUCUUUGGAAACUAACAAUAAUAACGUGGCCAUCCCACUCACUGGUGUCAAAGAAGCUUCUGCUUUGGAUUUUGAUGUGACAGACAACCGAAUUUACUGGACUGACAUAUCACUCAAGACCAUCAGCAGAGCCUUUAUGAAUGGCAGUGCACUGGAACAUGUGGUAGAAUUUGGCUUAGAUUAUCCAGAAGGCAUGGCAGUAGACUGGCUUGGGAAGAACUUGUACUGGGCAGACACAGGAACAAAUCGAAUUGAGGUAUCAAAGUUGGAUGGGCAGCACCGACAAGUUUUGGUGUGGAAAGACCUAGAUAGUCCCAGAGCUCUUGCAUUGGACCCCGCUGAAGGAUUUAUGUAUUGGACUGAAUGGGGUGGAAAGCCUAAGAUAGACAGAGCUGCCAUGGAUGGAAGUGAACGUACUACAUUAGUUCCAAAUGUGGGGCGAGCAAAUGGCCUAACUAUUGAUUAUGCUAAAAGGAGGCUUUAUUGGACAGACCUAGACACCAACUUAAUAGAAUCUUCAAAUAUGCUUGGACUCAACCGUGAGGUUAUAGCAGAUGACUUGCCUCAUCCUUUUGGCUUAACUCAGUACCAAGAUUACAUCUACUGGACGGACUGGAGCCGACGCAGCAUCGAGCGUGCCAACAAAACCAGUGGCCAAAACCGCACCAUCAUUCAGGGCCAUUUGGAUUAUGUGAUGGACAUCCUCGUGUUUCACUCCUCUCGGCAGGCAGGGUGGAAUGAGUGUGCUUCCAGCAAUGGGCACUGCUCCCACCUCUGCUUGGCAGUGCCAGUUGGAGGUUUUGUUUGUGGAUGCCCUGCCCACUACUCUCUUAAUGCUGACAACAGGACUUGUAGUGCUCCAACUACUUUCCUGCUCUUCAGUCAGAAGAGCGCCAUCAACCGCAUGGUGAUUGAUGAACAGCAGAGCCCCGACAUCAUCCUUCCUAUCCACAGCCUUCGGAAUGUCCGGGCCAUUGACUAUGACCCACUGGACAAGCAGCUCUAUUGGAUUGACUCACGACAAAACAUGAUCCGAAAAGCACAAGAAGAUGGCAGCCAGGGCUUUACUGUGGUUGUGAGCUCAGUUCCGAAUCAGAACCUAGAAAUACAGCCCUAUGACCUCAGCAUUGAUAUUUAUAGCCGCUACAUCUAUUGGACUUGCGAGGCCACCAAUGUCAUUAAUGUAACAAGAUUAGAUGGGAGAUCGAUUGGAGUGGUGUUAAAAGGCGAGCAGGACAGACCUCGAGCCAUUGUGGUAAACCCAGAAAAAGGGUAUAUGUAUUUUACCAAUCUUCAGGAAAGGUCUCCCAAAAUUGAACGAGCUGCUUUAGAUGGAACAGAACGGGAGGUCCUCUUUUUCAGUGGCUUAAGUAAACCAAUUGCUUUAGCUCUUGAUAGCAGAUUGGGCAAACUCUUUUGGGCUGAUUCAGAUCUCCGGCGAAUUGAAAGCAGUGAUCUCUCAGGUGCCAACCGGAUAGUAUUAGAAGACUCCAACAUUCUGCAGCCUGUGGGACUAACUGUGUUUGAAAACUGGCUCUAUUGGAUUGAUAAGCAGCAGCAGAUGAUUGAAAAAAUUGACAUGACAGGUCGAGAGGGUAGAACCAAAGUCCAGGCUCGAAUUGCCCAGCUUAGUGACAUUCAUGCUGUAAAGGAGCUGAAUCUUCAGGAAUAUAGACAACACCCUUGUACUCAGGAUAAUGGUGGCUGUUCACAUAUUUGUCUUGUAAAGGGAGAUGGUACUACAAGGUGCUCCUGCCCCAUGCACUUGGUUCUGCUUCAAGAUGAGCUACUAUGUGGAGAACCCCCAACAUGUUCUCCUCAGCAGUUUACUUGUUUCACGGGAGAAAUUGACUGUAUCCCUGUGGCUUGGCGGUGCGAUGGGUUUACUGAGUGUGAAGAUCACAGUGAUGAGCUCAAUUGUCCUGUGUGCUCAGAGUCCCAGUUCCAGUGUGCCAGUGGGCAGUGUAUUGAUGGUGCCCUGAGAUGCAAUGGAGAUGCCAACUGCCAGGAUAAGUCAGAUGAGAAGAGCUGUGAAGUGCUUUGUUUAAUUGAUCAAUUCCGCUGCGCCAAUGGUCAGUGCAUUGGAAAACACAAGAAAUGUGAUCAUAAUUUAGAUUGCAGCGACAAAUCAGAUGAACUGGAUUGUUAUCCAACUGAGGAGCCAGCACCACAGGCCACCAAUACAGUUGGUUCAGUUAUUGGAGUAAUUGUUACCAUUUUUGUGUCUGGAACCAUAUACUUUAUUUGCCAGAGGAUGUUGUGUCCACGUAUGAAGGGCGAUGGGGAAACCAUGACUAAUGACUAUGUAGUUCAUGGACCAGCUUCUGUGCCCCUUGGUUAUGUGCCACACCCAAGCUCUUUGUCAGGAUCUCUUCCAGGAAUGUCUCGAGGUAAAUCAAUGAUAAGCUCCCUCAGUAUCAUGGGGGGAAGCAGUGGACCCCCUUAUGACCGAGCUCAUGUCACAGGAGCAUCGUCGAGUAGUUCUUCAAGCACCAAAGGCACUUACUUCCCUGCAAUUUUGAACCCUCCGCCAUCCCCGGCCACAGAGCGAUCACAUUACACUAUGGAAUUUGGUUAUUCUUCAAACAGUCCUUCCACUCAUAGGUCCUACAGCUACAGGCCGCACAGUUACCGGCACUUUGCACCGCCCACCACACCCUGCAGCACAGAUGUUUGUGACAGUGACUACGCUCCCAGCCGGAGAAUAAUGACCUCAGUGGCCACAGCCAAGGGCUACACUAGUGACUUGAACUAUGACUCAGAGCCUGUGCCUCCGCCUCCCACGCCCCGAAGCCAGUACUUGUCGGCAGAAGAGAACUAUGAAAGCUGCCCGCCUUCUCCAUACACAGAGAGGAGCUACCCUCAUCACCUCUACCCACCGCCGCCCUCUCCCUGUACGGACUCCUCCUGAGGAGGGGCCCUCCUCCUCUGACUGCCUCCCACACGGAAGUGUAAACACGAAUGCGGUUGGGAUCUGGAGGGGGGGGGGAGCUCUUCGAGAAGGGUGAGGCAGACCAUGUACAGAUAAAAAUUAUAAAUGGGGUAGGGCAUACUGGAGAUAUUUGUACAGAAGGAAAAGAUAUUUAUAUAUUUUCUUAAAACAGCACAUUUGCUGCUUGUGCCAUAAAAAUUUGUAUAAAAAAUAAAUUUGUACUAAAAGUUUUAUUUUUGCAAACUAAAUACACAAAGCAUGCCUUAAACCCAGUGAAGUGACUGAGUACAAAGGAAGCAGGAAUAAUAAAGGCAUCACUGACCAGGAAUGUCUGGGCUUUAUUGAUACCAAAAAAAAAAAAAAAAGAAAAGAAAAGAAAAAAAAGUCCAUCUCAGAGCAGCAAACUAUAGAUACUUGGAAGUAGCCAGAUGGCCUUCAUGUUAACUAACAUUUGAAGGGCAGCAGGUUUAAGAAAUGAAAGGAAAAAAAAAAAAAGAAUUAACACUAACUUUGGAUAAAGGGCUUUGUUUUCUCUAGGAAUCCAACAAUUUUAUCGAGAAAAAUAGAUAUUUAUAAAAAUCCAUUUGGGGUGCUGCUGUUGUGGGAGAGAUCAGCUGUCUGGUAAGAUGCUAUGGGGCUGUUUGUUGUGCAAGUCUUCUGUCCCUACCUUAAAACUCACCCCUCUGUCAUAUAUUAAUUUUUUUCCCUGGGUGUUUUCACCUUGCUUCCUCCCCUAGCAGUAUUGUAGGGUAUUUUGCCAAAAUGCCAUAAUUUAUUCACAGUUUUUUAUCUGAGGAUUGAUAAAAUGGAAUUUUCUAAAUUAAGGUUUCAUUUUAAUAUUUCUACUAGCUCCAUACCCCAGUCAGCUUAGCUCUUCAUUUGGACUGCUGUGUUCGCAUAAUGAUCAAAGGUUAGACAUGUUAUUGCUCCUCUUUACUUUCAAGAUUGUUUUAAUGCUCAUUAAAAUGUCUUUUUACAACACAUAU